Molecule: messenger RNA, 3203 nt
Organism: Lacerta agilis (Sand lizard)
Lineage: Eukaryota; Metazoa; Chordata; Lepidosauria; Squamata; Lacertidae
Gene: AVIL
Product: advillin
Exons: 20
Coding region: 271-2739 (822 amino acids)
Biological process (GO): actin filament severing; actin polymerization or depolymerization; barbed-end actin filament capping
Cellular component (GO): actin cytoskeleton; cytoplasm
Molecular function (GO): actin filament binding; phosphatidylinositol-4,5-bisphosphate binding
Source: RefSeq, a predicted model, not a curated record
AAGAUUAUUUUCCCUAAACUAAUCCAUGCUGCUGGGCUAGGCCAGCACUGAUUGGCCCAGGCAGCUGAUAUAAAGGCAAGAUGCAAACGCAGGCAAAUCUUAGCGAAGGAGCCUGGAUCGUUCCUCUGGACUGACUCUGCUACACGGAGCUGGAGCAACCCAUUUCUUCCUGCCUGAACAGCUUGUGCUCCUCAGCCCUGGGCUUUGCAGAGCAGAGGAGUCCGCAGCAGACCCAGGUUUUGUUGAGUAUUCCAAAAACUGAAAGCCACCAUGGCUCUGACCAGUGCCUUCAAGACUGUUACCAACACACCUGGACUGAUCAUCUGGAGAAUUGAGAAAAUGGAUCUAGUGUUGGUGCCCCCGAAAGCUCAUGGCAGCUUCUACGAAGGUGAUUGCUACGUCCUCCUCUCGACCCGUAAAUCGGGCAGCGCCCUGUUCUAUGACAUCCACUACUGGAUUGGGAAACGUUCCUCGCUGGAUGAGCAGGGCUGUGCCGCCAUCUAUACCACCCAGCUGGAUGACUACCUGGGUGGGGUUCCCGUGCAGCAUCGGGAGGUGCAGGGCCACGAGUCUGAGCUCUUCAAGGGCUACUUCAAGCAAGGUCUCAUCUACAAGAAAGGGGGUGUUGCGUCUGGGCUGAACCACGUGGAGACCAAUGUCCACAACGUCAAGCGUCUGUUGCAUGUCAAGGGCAAGAGGAAUGUGACAGCUGCAGAGGUGGAGAUGAGCUGGGACAGCUUCAAUGUCGGUGACGUUUUCCUACUGGACCUUGGCAAAGUCAUUGUGCAAUGGAAUGGACCGCUGAGCAACAAGCAGGAGCGCAUGAAGGCGAUGCUUCUGGCCAAAGAUAUCCGUGACCGAGAGCGUGGGGGCCGGGCUGAGAUCGGGGUGGUGGAGGGCGAGGUGGAAGAAGCCAGUCCAGACUUGAUGAAGGUGAUGGAGAGCGAGCUUGGGGAGAGGUUGCAGGGAAUCCAACCUGCCAUUCCUGAUGAGGUGGUCGAUCAGCAGUGGAAGACAAACGUCUCACUCUAUCGUGUCUCGGACUCCGGAGGGAAAAUGCAAGUCACAGAAGAAGCCAAACGGCCCCUCAUGCAGGAUAUGCUGAGCCAUGACGACUGCUACAUUCUGGAUCACGGCGGGAUGAAAAUCUAUGUCUGGAAGGGCAAAGGAGCCACUAAGACGGAGAAGCAAACAGCCAUGUCUAAGGCCUUGGAAUUCGUUCAGAUGAAAGGCUACCCACCCAGCACCAACCUGGAAACUGUUCAUGACGGGGCAGAGUCAGCCAUGUUCAAGCAGCUGUUCCAGAAAUGGACAGUCCAGGACCAGACCGUGGGGCUGGGAAGAACCUACAACGUUGGCAAAAUUGCUAAGGUCGCCCAAGAGAAAUUUGAUGCCACCCUCUUGCAUGCCCGGCCAGAGUUGGCAGCCCAGGAGAGAAUGGUAGACAGCGGGGAAGGAAAAGUGGAGGUCUGGAGGGUUGAGGACCUGGAGCUGGUUCCAGUGGACCAUCGAUGGCAUGGAUACUUCUACGGUGGAGACUGCUACUUAGUCCUGUACACCUAUGAGGUCAACAGGAAACCCUAUUACAUCUUGUACAUUUGGCAGGGACGCCAUGCCACGGUGGACGAGCUUGCGGCUUCAGCCUACCACGCAGUGGAGCUGGAUCAGCAGUACAACGGGGAGCCUGUGCAGGUGCGGCUGAGCAUGGGCAAAGAGCCGCACCACUUCUUGGCCAUCUUCAAAGGCAAGCUUGUCUUCUUUGAGGGCGGGACAUCCAGGAAAGGCAGGAGCGAAGCGGAACCGCCAGUGCGCCUCUUCCAGAUCCGUGGAACGGACAGCUCCAACACGAAGGCGGUAGAAGUGCCGUCUCUGGCUGCCUCUCUCAAUUCCAACGAUGUCUUCUUGCUGAAGACCCAGACGGACCAUUACUUGUGGUAUGGCAAGGGUUCCAGUGGCGAUGAACGGGAAAUGGCCAAGGAGCUGGCCACUACCCUUUGCAACGGGAUUCAGGAGAUGGUAGCAGAAGGGCAGGAGCCCCCCGAGUUUUGGGAGCUGCUUGGAGGCAAAGCCCCCUACGCAAGUGAGAAAAGGCUGCAGGAGGAGGUCCCUGAUCACCCUCCACGGCUUUUUGAAUGCUCCAACAAGACUGGAUGCUUUGUAGCCAUCGAGAUCACAGACUUUACCCAAGAUGACCUCAGUGAAAGUGAUGUGAUGAUGCUGGAUACCUGGGACCAGAUUUUCCUAUGGAUUGGCAAAGAAGCCAACGAGACAGAGAGGAAGGAGGCAUUGACGAUGGCUCAGGAAUACCUGCAGACCCACCCCAGCGGGAGGGAGACCGACACCCCCAUCUUCAUAAUCAAGCAAGGUUUUGAGCCACCCAACUUCACAGGCUGGUUCCUGGCUUGGGACCCAUAUCGGUGGAGUGAAGGAAAGACAUAUGAGCAGCUGAAGAAGGAACUGGGAGAUGCCAACAACAUUGUCAGAAUCACGGCUGAUCUGAGUGGUGCAUCCCUCAACCCGAGGCCUGGGACCUUGGAAAGCAGCAACUGCCCUACCUACCCUCUAGAAGUCCUGCUGUCCAGCCAGGAUGAGCUACCAGAAGAUGUGGAUCCUGCUAAGAAGGAGAAUUUCCUGUCAGCACAAGACUUCCUCCAAGUCUUUGGGAUCCCCAGGGAAACGUUUGCUGCUCUCCCUAGUUGGAAGCAACUCAACAUGAAGAAAGAGAAGGGGCUUUUCUGAAGAAUAAGCGUUUCUCGAGGUGGAAGAGAUGACACCCGCACUCAGUUCCUAUUGAUUUGGGGGCAGGACCCCUAGCCAGAAGCAGCUGAGCCAGCAAAGGGAGCUGCGUUAUGUAUCACGUUUGUGCCUAAAUUGCGCUUUGAAGGUUGGGUUCGUAUCUUUUACUCAAGGCUGCUGUUGUCCAGGAACUUUAAAAACAACAACAAAAAACGGCUUCACCACUGCAAGUCUACCAUGGUGAGGAAACCAACUCAAAUGAAGCAGGCAGAACUGAAUUUCAGAAGAUCCACAGGCAACAGCCGUCUCUGCUCUUGGCUAUCGGCUGCGCUUGAUGCAAAUUAAGUAGCCACGCUGUGGCGGUUGGAAAUCCAAGCCACGCGAUGGCUGGCUGCUUUGUGUGAAUUGGGCCUUGUAGAGUGCAUACCUAUAUUGCAAACAUUAAAAGCCGGCUUCACUGUCCUUAA